UUUUACACUCGGGGAGAAAUCCGGCAGAAGUGCUCCGGGACUGCUACAACUGGCUCAUCACAGCUGCACAGAUACACAGUAUGGAUAAAAUCCUUGUGCUGAUGUCAUGGGCUCUCUUGUUCUUGUGCGGUGCAGCAGAGCAACAGCAUUUCCUGCUGUCCAACACCUGCUCCUGGGAUGAGGCCAGGAACCAUUGCCAGGUGUGUUACAAAGACCUGGUUACCCUGACAUCUGGAAACAUCCAGACCAUUGUCCAGAACCUCACCUCUGAUUACUGGAUCGGCCUCCGCAAGAUGUUCACCAACGACUCUACCAAGUCCUGGUCUCGCUGGGCCAACGGGGACCUGCUCACCUUUCAGAACUGGUACCCCGGGUGGCCCAAAGCCAAACCGUACGAAUUUGUAACAAAUUCCUCCUGUUGCAAGUGUGAGUGCUCAAGUAUCUGUGAAGAAGAUUUCGGAGACAAUUCUUCAACAACAUGUCUGGUAUUAAAUGAUAUCGGUGGAGAUGACGGAUACAUCGAAGACCCUUGCGUGGCCGUGUACAGCUUUGGGGCCUGGUUUGAGACGAGCUGCUCAAAUCAACUGCCUUAUAUUUGUUACGAUGACUAUUUCAACGCCAACAUCAAGCUGACCGAAUUGACCUCUAGCGGUGUUGCUUUGAGCUGGUUGCCCGGUCCCGGUAACAUCAGCCAUUACCGAGUGGAGGUCGAAGGUGACAUCAACCCAAAGGUGAACAACACUGGUUUGACCUAUGACCUUGUGAACCUUACAGCAGGUACCCCUUACACGGUCAAGGUGUUCCCCGUUAAGUGUGAGCGAGACCUCAACCCUGGGAUCGUUACCUUCUAUACCAAGCCUGAGAUGGUCAGAAACCUCAGCGUUGUGGCGGUGACGGAAAAGUCGAUCAUUCUGUUCUGGAGUCCCCCCAUAGGAAAUCUAGACUCGUACUGCAUUCAUGAGAGAUCUGUGAGAGAUCAUCCUUACCGGAGGUGCAAAGUCACAACAAACACUAUAGAAGUCGAUGGUUUGUUAUCAGGAGGCCUUUACACGUUGGACGUCAUUGCCGUCGUGAACGGUUCUGAACAGGGAGACCCAGUCAACAUCACCACAUAUAUCAAGCCGAGCAAGGUGAAGAAUUUGAAAGUGUCAAAUGAAACAGUGAACUCUCUGCUGCUUCAAUGGGAACCUCCUGAGGGAAACGCAACAGGCUACAGGGUGAUCGCUUCAAAUGGCUCUCAUCCUAGCGUUAACUUUCCUCAGCAACUGGACUGGAUGAACAACAGUCUGAUGGUGUCCGAGCUAACACCCGGCUCCAAGCUGAAUCUCAGUGUGGCGGCGCUGGCCAACGACACCUUGGAGGGAGACAGCGCCCUGCUCGAAGGCUUCACCAGACCUGCAGCAAUAUCAGGCUUGGAUUUGACCACCACCAACUCAUCUCUCACGGCUAACUGGCGCUUGGAGGAGGGUAAUUAUGACUGUUUUGCUGUUGAGCUGGUCGGCGCCAACAAAUCAUCCAAUAGUCACCCGAUCAACACUUCGCAGACCUUUAACAACCUGAACCCAGCGACCAAGUACACGGUGACUGUCUACACCGUCUUUAAAGAAUUGUUCAGCGAGCCUGAAGUCACGUCCAACUUCACCCAGCCAGUCAGGCCCAGUCAGGCCGAGAUAACGUCCUCUAAUAAGAGCCACAUAACUCUCAAAUGGACCCCACCGGAUAACGUAGGGAACGUCACGUACCUGGUCAGCUACCAUUCCAACUUCUGGAAUAACAGCGAGCAUCCCUUUUCCACUAAUGAGAACAACAUCACGAUCGGCAGCUUGCAUGCGGGAACCAAGUAUGUGUUUGAAGUGCGAACUGUGGUGGAGCAUCUGCAGAGCAAUCCCACCAAUAUAUCAGGGUCCACACAAGCGGAUAAGAGGGAGCUCACCCUGUCCAUGUUGUGCUCCUCAACGGAAAAUAAGCGCUGCGAUGCAAACUCGACCAUGACAGACGCACUGAAGGAGUUGAAGAAUUAUUUCGAAAACUUGCUGGGGGAUAAUGUCUUCUGGGAACUGCAGUGGAAGAAGCUAUGAACCGGAAUAAACACACACACACACACACACACACACACACACACACACACACACACACGAACACACACACACACACACACAUGAUGAACAUCUUAUAUUAUUGUCCUCACUUAUAGUAUGGCUUUUUUUUUCAAAUAGUCCUAGAGAAAUAUUUUUUAGUUUUCAGUGAGUUAAUUUAUUCUCAAAGGACAGGGUCAAGUGUUUGCUGGUGCCCAUUUCAGCCGGCAUUAGGCGGAGACGUCUUCAUCAGGUCACCGGUCCGUCACGGUUUAACAGGCAGUCCGGUUAAUAUAGAUGCAAUGCUAAAUAUUGCCACGUGGUGGCUCCACCUUUUUGUUUUGUUGUUACGCACUAGAGUAAAGCGGUUCUCGGUGCUGUUUAGACCAGGCCUAGUCAACUGGCGGCCCGCGGGCCAAAUCCGGCCCGAGCAUUAUUUUUUGAUCAAUUUUUGUUAGAACAUUAAAAAUUAUAAUGCAUUUUCCCGCGAAGAAAAAUCUGUUUCUGGGGCAAGAAUGCGCUCCCAUUCAAUCUCCUCCAAUGGGAGAAAACUGCUUUGUCCCGCCCCUAACGGCUCCUGACGCUUUAGUCACUGAUUAGACAACGUAUAGUCGAAGCACUGGUUUCUAAAUGCAUCUAUGGCUGAGGCCAUUUCUUGUGAAUUGAAAGAGAGGUGGUCUGUUGUAGCAGAUGUGAAAUGACACUGAUUAGAAGACAAAUAGAGCACUUGUACAUGGCCAUCUGCCACAAUCUGUUUUGAAUGCAUCUUUGUUUGGGGGCUGUGAUCAUAAGCAUUUUUGAAAAGUGUUUCAUUUGAUUAAACUAAAAAAAAAGCCUUGUUAUGUAAUUACUUAUGAGUGAUAAGAGGUGAGGUAGCAGGGGUGAGAUGGCAUGACUCACUGAUAGAAGACAAACAGCACUUGUAGAUUUUAUGGCUGAGACCAUUUCUUUUGAAUUGAAAUUACUUGUUAUGAAAUUUGAGUGAUAAGUGUUGAGUAGUAGCACAUUGGUGAGAAGGUGAGAGAUGAUCACAAUAUUUUAACAAGUAAUUCAAUGUUUUCUUUCAUCUGCCAAUGUAAUGUAAUUUGUUUUGAAUGCAUCCUUAAUUGGAGCCUUUUGAUCAUUCAGUACUGGUGACGGGGAGAAGUGAUUCAUUAGCUAAAAUAAACGUAGCCUAUAUAAAUGGAUAAAGGUAUGAAAUGACUGCCCUAUUUUGUAUAGCGCUUUGAGUGGCUGUUGCAGCUAGAAAAGCGCUAUAUUAAAUUGAACUUGAUUGAUUGAUUGUAUGUUACAUAAACACAUUGUUAAUAAACACUUUUGAU
This is a messenger RNA of Lampris incognitus (smalleye Pacific opah), 3397 nucleotides long. Its product is annotated as fibronectin. The transcript is spliced from 12 exons. Lineage: Eukaryota; Metazoa; Chordata; Actinopteri; Lampriformes; Lampridae. The coding region runs from base 81 to 2078 and encodes 665 amino acids. Gene Ontology annotation, molecular function: protein binding. The record is from RefSeq and is a predicted model, not a curated record.